GUCCUCAUCUUCUUCAUCAUGGGACUGGUGGGUUUCCUGAUCUGCCAUGUCCUGAAGAAGAAGGGUUACCGCUGCAGGACUUUCCGGGAUGAGCUUGACCCAGAUAACAAGGAUGUGCUGGCAGAGCUUCAGGCCAAUGAAGAGGAGGAGGUGAAUGAAGACACUGUGGAGAAGAUUGUGAGAUGCAUCAUCCAAAAUGAAGCAAAUGCAGAGGCCCUCAAGGAGAUGCUGGGGGACAAUGAAGGGGACAUCCCUGUGCCAGUGCCCAGCCUCUGUCCCCACCGUAACAGCCAGGAUGGAGGGCCACCACAUCACCACACAGUGCACCUGGGCUCCACACAGGCCCCCUGCAUCCACUGCAGCAGGAGGAAGAGGCCCCCACUGCAGCGACAAGGACGAUCUAAGGAGGGCAAAGGCAGGAUGCAUCCUGGAGAAACCACUGUCUUCUCCGUGGGCAGGUUCCGUGUGACCCACAUCGGGAAGAAACCCACUUUCCAGGAGCAGCAGGACGGUGCCCUGCCCGACGGCAGCCGGGAGCUGAGCACCGAGGAGUUGGAGAACAGCAGUGACCGGCUCCAGCGGGAACAGGCUCGCAAUGGGACAGUCCCCACCGGCGGGCUGCAGAACGGAGACAUCCAGAAGGGUACUCAGAGCAGCAAAGUAGGGGAGCAGAGCCUCUGCACCCCCCCAGCCCCGAACACACCGGGCAGCUCCAGCACUCGCGACAGCCGCCGCACGGGCAAGGGGGCGGGCACAGGCUCCCUGCAGGAUGCUGGCAGUGCUCCCGGCAGCAGCAGCCGCCAGAAGAAGCUCCUGAGCCUUAAGAGGUUGGGAGGAUCAAGUCCCAGCAUCCCAGGAGAGCUGGAGAAGGAAGGAGUCAGCAUCUGCCUGGAGGAGACCGGACUGGGGUCAGCAGAUGAAGUAUCGGAUAUUCACGGCAGCUUGAGUCUGCAUGAAAAGCCUGAUGAGGUGGGAAGAGAGGACAGCAGCAGAAAACAGCCUGGAGUGGAGGAUGUGGGGCAGCAGGAGCCCCGUGCUGCGGUGCAGGACCGAGGAGCGACUGUGUGA
Messenger RNA from Acanthisitta chloris (rifleman), 1068 nucleotides. It is a transcript of the gene RELL2, whose product is annotated as RELT-like 2. Gene Ontology annotation, biological process: positive regulation of cell-substrate adhesion; positive regulation of p38MAPK cascade. NCBI's taxonomy places the organism in Eukaryota, Metazoa, Chordata, Aves, Passeriformes, Acanthisittidae. The record is from RefSeq and is a predicted model, not a curated record. The transcript is spliced from 6 exons. The annotation marks the transcript as partial.